AUGAAAGGAGUUAUACGGUUCGAAAAGAAAGGGAAAAUGAGUCCCAGGUAUGUAGGACCGUUCGAAUUUUUGGAAAGAGUCGGUGUAGUCGCAUACCAUUUGGAUCUACCAGUUGAAAUGCAAGGAGUGCAUAAUGUCUUUCAUGUAUCAUCCUCAAAGAAGAGCUUUGGUGAAAGACAACCUGUAGUGAUGGAUGUCAGUAGCAUACGGUUACAGUUGAAUAUGUCUUAUGAAGAAUGGCCUGUGCAGUUCGUGGAUAGCAAGGAACAAGAACUAAGGAAUCGAAAGGUAUCGUUGGUAAAGGUUCUUUGGAACAAUCCAGCUUUUCAAGAGGCAAAGUGGGAAAGAGAGGAUUCGAUGAUGACUAAAUACCCUCAUUUAUUUGUAACUCAGAACUAA
Molecule: messenger RNA, 399 nt
Organism: Juglans regia (Persian walnut)
Lineage: Eukaryota; Viridiplantae; Streptophyta; Magnoliopsida; Fagales; Juglandaceae
Exons: 1
Coding region: 1-399 (132 amino acids)
Source: RefSeq, a predicted model, not a curated record